Haemonchus placei is the source of this 585-nucleotide messenger RNA. The record is from the annotation of a GenBank genome assembly. NCBI's taxonomy places the organism in Eukaryota, Metazoa, Nematoda, Chromadorea, Rhabditida, Trichostrongylidae.
AGUCUAAAGCCUCAACGUUCUGUCUUUUAUGCCUCUAUAAGGUUCUAUAGUUUUCGAAGCAUUUUUUAUGUUGUCAAAACAUUUACUAAUUUGAUGCUUGACUUUCACGUUUGGCUUGACUUUCAAAAACGCGCAAUUGUAACAAAAUUUCUAAUCGAUGGAAUAGGUAUCAACCUAGCUGAGCGUGACAGGGACUUCGGCAGUCCGGAGCUAAUUAAACACCUCAUUCCAAUGUGUUUUCGGGUGCCAUUAUUGAAAUUCCGCAGUCAUGAUGGGACUUGUGUGGAUCUGCAGUUCAAUAAUAUUGGUUCUAUACGUUCCUCGCUUUUUGUGAGGACUUGUGUCGAGGUCAUUGUGCCAAUUGUUAUUCACUGGUUGAAUUCAUUAUUUGAUGUGGUCAAGCUGAAGGACAGCCGUAAUGGACUCUUUUCUUCCUAUCAUCUCAAUAUGUUGGCUCUCCACUUCCUUCAAUCCGAUCGCCGGGCUAUCCCCUUUCCUGUCACAAGGUGGAGGAUACACGGUUCACCCUCCAUUUCUUUCCGGAACAUAUUAUUCUUCUGUAAUCAUCAAAUUUUUCAAGGGUAA